AUGUCGCACAACCACAAGCCUCACGGCUUGCGGAUUGAAGAAGAGCGUACGGGACAGGGAAAUGCGAAGACAAUCCUCGUGGGCGGGCCUUACACGCCAUCGCCGUUCGUCUCAUGCUUGUCUCUCCUACCUCUGUCACUUGCCCGUGUUUCCUCCUCUCGCCCCCAUUCAUGCGCGCGACGCCAGGCGAAGAAGAUUCAAGUGGGCGGCCCUUACAGGUUGUCGCCGUGGGGCCCGCUGACGAUUAAGUGGAAGUGCCCGCCUAUUGAAACGGGCGACAAGCUGGUAUUCAAAUGGACACAGCGCUCUGAUAUCCGUCUGUUUGUCACUCAAUACACGGAUCCAGCGACAUUCACCCAACCCAAGAACUGGGCCCAGUGCAAGACCAGCAAGGCCACGACCCUCAAGAAAGCGUCGAAAUCGGGGAGCUUCACCUACACUGUUUCAGCAGACGAUCAUUUCAAUCUCAUGUUUGCGAGCGGCGUGGGGAACAUGUGUAAGCGGGGACAACGCUUCAUGUCGCCUAUUCCCAAGUGCACUACAUCUUCUGGGUGUAUUGGUGCUUGA
Closterium sp. Naga37s-1 is the source of this 567-nucleotide messenger RNA. NCBI's taxonomy places the organism in Eukaryota, Viridiplantae, Streptophyta, Zygnematophyceae, Desmidiales, Closteriaceae. The record is from the annotation of a GenBank genome assembly.